Penicillium odoratum is the source of this 843-nucleotide messenger RNA. Its product is annotated as putative beta-1,6-glucan biosynthesis protein (Knh1). The transcript is spliced from 4 exons. Lineage: Eukaryota; Fungi; Ascomycota; Eurotiomycetes; Eurotiales; Aspergillaceae. Gene Ontology annotation, biological process: fungal-type cell wall organization; cell wall biogenesis; (1->6)-beta-D-glucan biosynthetic process. Gene Ontology annotation, cellular component: extracellular region. The record is from RefSeq and is a predicted model, not a curated record. Bases 1 to 843 code for a protein of 280 amino acids.
AUGAGGCUUUCUGGACUGUGGUCUGCUAUAUCCCUCUUUACAGCCGCCGCGGCUCAGACCAUUAGUGGCCUGACCUUUGACAGUCAAGAUGUUGUGAGUAUCAUUUGGGGCUUUGACGGUGUAUUAUCGGCACCUUACGACCUCUGGCUUUGUGCUGGAGAUGAAUCUACAGGUGAAUAUGAAACACUAGUGCAAGUUAUUAAAGAUGUUUCUUAUACAUCUGGUGACUGGGUGUCAUUUCGGGUUGAUCAAAGCGUCGGAGGAAAUGACCCAAACGCAUACUUCCUAAAGAUUGUUCCAUCCAACACGGAUGCACCAUCUGGGAUGACAUCCCAUUUCACUCUAACCAACAUGAAAGGCACUUUCUCCACCAAGGUAGCUGAUGCGGUCAAGCUCAUGCAACCUAUUCCCAUAUCAUUAUAUAUGGUAGACGACUCCAAUCUCCUUGAUCCCCCUGAAGCCACCCGAAGUUUGAAUGCAUCCCAGUCUACUUUGGAGUUCCCAGUACCUACUUCAGGCGAUGAGCUAGACCGACAUGAACUGCGAAAGCGCUUGGCUGUUGAUCCCCAUACGAUCCCAUACGGAGAGCAGAUGGGCCGGACCAAGUAUGCUCCCAUGCCGAAGAGAGCGGGCAGCACCAUCGCGAACAAGCCAGCAACACCUCAAUACCCACCUUUUCCUUUUUCUAUCGCCACCACGUAUCUCCCUGCUCCCACUGUGGAUUAUACAGAUACCGCAUACGCGACAUGGACAACCCACAGUAUAGAGAAUACGGCGGCCCCGGCUGCGAUGCCAACAUUAGACAAGAGGAUGCAAGAUUGGAUGGAGCGUCGAAAUAUUUGA